AUGUUUACGCCGAAGAAGCUGUUUUCUCUCCUCGCUGCCACCUGUGGUGUGGUCACUGCUGCUUCGAUAACCGAUGUCUGUAUGGUGGGAUAUUGUACACUCGGCUCUGGUACUUCAGGUGGUAAAGGCGGCGAAACAGUGACUGUCACCUCACUUGCUGCACUCACAAGUGCCGUUGCCGAUAGCACGCCCAGAAUAGUGGUUGUAUCUGGAACUAUCAGUGGCGCUGUCAAAGUCCUCGUCGGCUCUAACAAAUCCAUCAUUGGUCGUAACAGCGGCCAUCUUCUCGGCAUCGGUCUCUUUCUCAAUCACUCCUCAAACGUGAUCAUUAGGAACACGAUACACUCAAAGGUGCUUUCAACGUACGAAGAUGCGAUCACAGUCAAGUACUCCACAAAUGUUUGGGUCGAUCACGUUGACUUGAGUAACGAUCGCGAUCAUGACAAGGAUUACUACGAUGGGCUGGUGGAUGUUACCAGAGCUUCUGACUAUGUAACCAUUUCGAACUCCUACUUGCAUGAUCACUGGAAAGGCUCGCUCGUAGGCCACAGUGACAAUAACCAAGCGGAAGAUACCGGACAUCUGCGUGUUACUUACGCCAACAACCACUUCUACAAUCUCUACAGCCGCGGGCCAAUGUUCAGAAUCGGAACAGGACAUCUUUUCAAUAAUUUCUGGCAGGACUUGGACGAUGGAGUCCGAACGCGUGCCGGCGCACAGCUCCUCAUUGAGUCCUCGGUUUUUGAGGGCACCAACGAUGACAUUAUCGCAAAGGAUGGCUAUGCUGUUGUUCGGGACGUGGAUCUCGGGCAGGGAACGAACGAAGCGCCGACCGGAACACUGACGAGUGUGCCAUACUCUUACAGUCUCUUGGGAAGCGCGAAUGUCAAAGCUGCUGUCGUCGGAGUCGCUGGGGCCACGCUGACUUUGUAG
Didymosphaeria variabile is the source of this 933-nucleotide messenger RNA. RefSeq lists its product as uncharacterized. Bases 1 to 933 code for a protein of 310 amino acids. Lineage: Eukaryota; Fungi; Ascomycota; Dothideomycetes; Pleosporales; Didymosphaeriaceae. Gene Ontology annotation, molecular function: pectate lyase activity. The transcript has 5 exons. The record is from RefSeq and is a predicted model, not a curated record.